Plectropomus leopardus (leopard coralgrouper) is the source of this 1635-nucleotide messenger RNA. It is a transcript of the gene osr1, whose product is annotated as odd-skipped related transcription factor 1. Gene Ontology annotation, biological process: embryo development; urogenital system development; regulation of transcription by RNA polymerase II. The record is from RefSeq and is a predicted model, not a curated record. Lineage: Eukaryota; Metazoa; Chordata; Actinopteri; Perciformes; Serranidae. Gene Ontology annotation, molecular function: RNA polymerase II transcription regulatory region sequence-specific DNA binding; DNA-binding transcription factor activity, RNA polymerase II-specific. Gene Ontology annotation, cellular component: nucleus.
CUCUGUGACACCGCACCAUCACACCGCUGCAGUGAUGUUCGGUGUCCUGCUGAGCGGUGCUGGAUGUGGGCUGGGCCAGCAGGAGUCGGACUACGCGCUGCAAUAAAGAGGCAGCAGCAGCUGAGCGCGCACAAUAGUGCAGAGAAGAGGAGUCCCGACAUCACAGCUGCACCUCCACACCAGCACACCUCCACACCGCCGUGCCUCUCUCAGCUCACACCGGAGAUCAGCCGCAUCAGCGGGGGAACAUGCUGCAGCUCCGACCGGCUCUUUAACUCAUUCGCCCCGAAAAACAAGGCUGCUCGGCGGGCUCCAACACCCUGAACCCCCGGCUGGACCCCGAGCUGCGCACGGAGAGUUAAAAAUAUAUCUUUUACCGUUGGACUCAGUGCAGCAGCCAUGGGCAGCAAGACACUGCCAGCGCCUGUCCCCCUCCACCCGUCCCUCCAGCUGGCCAACUACUCCCUCCUCCAGAGCUCCACGGGCCUCCAGCUGCCAGCGGAUCACUUUCACAGCAUCUACAGCUUCAGCGCCCUGCACGCCAUCCAUCUCCACCAGUGGACCCUGGGCUACCCGCCUUUGGCCCUUCCCCGCUGCACCAUCUCCAAGCUGCCGGCUCAGUUCUCCUCCAUGGCCUCCAUCCCCAUGUUCCCACACCUCCUGCAGCCUAAGCAGGACACGGCGGGGCUGCUGCAGAGCUCCAAGAACAAACCUCGCUUUGACUUUGCCAACCUGGCGGCAGCAGCCACGCAGGAAGAUCACCUGAAGGCGGAGGAUUUGAGUAUGACGGGUGCUGCCGCCGCUGCCGCAGCAGCAGCACAGGCUUCAUCUCACCACCCGAGCGCAGCCGGCCUGGGAUGCCUCCUAGAUGUGACCAAACUCUCCUCGCCGGAGCGCAAGUCCAGCCGGGGCCGACUGCCCUCCAAGACCAAGAAAGAGUUUGUCUGCAAGUUCUGUGGCCGCCAUUUUACCAAAUCCUACAACCUUUUGAUCCACGAGAGGACGCACACGGAUGAGAGGCCCUAUACCUGUGAUAUCUGCCACAAAGCCUUCAGAAGACAGGACCACCUCCGGGACCACAGAUACAUUCACUCCAAAGAAAAGCCCUUCAAAUGUCAGGAGUGUGGGAAGGGCUUCUGUCAGUCCAGGACUCUGGCUGUCCACAAAACAUUACACAUGCAGGUCAAGGAACUGAAGCCAGCCAAGAUCAAGUGAUGACUGUGCCAGCAGCAGGGAGGGGACGGGGACACUGGAAAAACACGACCAAAGACAACAGCGGCCAAAGAACAACCAAAGACUUCUUCAUCUCAGCUGUCGGAGGCAGAGUGCUCUGCUUCUGUGGGAAUACUCCUCAAGGAUGAAAUAUUUCACCAGCCACUUGUUAAAGGAAUAAUGCAGAAAUAAGCCGUAGUUAUCAAAGCCUGACUUGGCAGUGGAUGUGUGGAAUGUGAAAUGAAAAAAAAGAAAAACCCUUGUGGCUGCUCAGUGCGAAUACUUUGCUCAGAAGCUUAUAAUCCAAAGACUUUCAAAAAGGGACACAACUCUUAUGCAACUUUUUAAAUUUUUUUUUUUUUUUUUUACAAAAAUGAGAAUGAUCAAAGCCAUGUUAACACAUUUUCCUCCUUUUCAAUAUCA